This is a messenger RNA of Vitis riparia (riverbank grape), 3569 nucleotides long. RefSeq names its product beta-glucosidase 24-like. Gene Ontology annotation, biological process: carbohydrate metabolic process. Gene Ontology annotation, molecular function: beta-glucosidase activity. The transcript has 8 exons. NCBI's taxonomy places the organism in Eukaryota, Viridiplantae, Streptophyta, Magnoliopsida, Vitales, Vitaceae. The record is from RefSeq and is a predicted model, not a curated record. Bases 31 to 609 code for a protein of 192 amino acids.
CGGUUGUGGAGGUUGUUCAGCCGGCCUCUAAUGAAAGCAGAAACCAUUUCUUUAAUGCCGUGCCGUUGUCCUCAUCGCGAGAGCCUGAGCCAAACUGUGAGAAAAGAGGAAAGAAGAACACACACACUUAAAGAAAAUUUCAGAUUUUUAUCAUCAAUGAAGAUAAUUUGGCGACUUCUAAGGGUCUGUGUCUUUGCUCUUCUUGUGAAUCAAUUUGCAGAGGCCUCGGUAAACGUGAUCACCGAGAAAUUGGAGGUUGUGAGAUCAGAUUUCCCAAGUGAUUUUAUGUUUGGAACAGCUACCUUUGCUGUGCAGAUAGAAGAAUCGGCAAACGGAGUGCGAGGGCCAAGGGUUUGGGACUCUUUCGCCCACAACUUCUCAGCAAAAUUUGCAGACCACAGUAACGGGGACAUAGCCAUCAACUCAUGCGAACGGUACAAGGCUGAAGGAAGCUUCUUUCUUUACAUUUACCCUGAAGGGCUGCAGAAACUCUUGGAAUACAUCAAGGACAGAUACCAAAACCCCAAAAUCUACAUCACUGAAAAUGGGAUUAAUGAGGCUAUGGUUGAUAGCCAUGGACUUGAGGAGGCUCUACACGAUCCACACUGAAUUGUCUUUGUCCUUAGACAUCUGUAUAUGACCAGUAAAGCCUUGGAAAAUGGGGUGGAUGUGAAGGGCUAUUUCUACUGGUCUCUGUUCUACAGCUUUGAAUUCGGAUCAGGAUACAACUUAAGAUACGGAUUUUACUACAUGGAUUACAAGGACAACCUAAAGGGCAUCAUCCCCAAAGAGUCUGCCAAGUGGGUAUCUGAUUUUCUCAAGAGGCAGUGACACAAAGCCAGACUCAGAAGAAAGCUGCAACUUCAGGGCAUCCCCAUAUGGCAAAGGAAACUGUGGAAAAUGUACUGAUGCUCGUCUUCUUAAUGUAGGUGUGACUUUGGCUUGGGGCUUUUCCCCUUAUAUUCACAUAUGGAGUAUGAACAAAGUAACAUGUGUACAUGAUUUUGAGAGGUAAAAGAGGAAAAAUGUGGGUAUGCUCUAAAGUGUUUGCAGAUUGUUAGCUUCUUAGGAGAGGCCUGUUGCUGUGUCUGCACAUGCAUUCAGGCACUGGGUAAGCAAUCACAUCCCGGGUACUUCUCUUGUUUGUCCUUUUCUCAGGCUGGCCCUGAUAUCUGCUGUGCAGCUUCCUCAUGAUGCUUCUGAACUCUGCCUCAGAAAUGGAGGCGUCUCCGAAGAAAGGAAUCAUUUCUCGCUUGUCUGGCUUUACAAAUUUCCUAUGCCCAACGUAUGCGCGAUGACCCUGUCAAGUAACCAACAGAAACACUGGUGAAUGGGUGAAUUUUUCUGGUGAAGUUUGGUUGGAAGAGUAUUAAUUGAUCCCCUUUUACCUGCAUGGCUCGCCCCAUGUUGCCUCCAUGGGAAGGUAGGAACACGUCACUGCUCAGCGAUACAAUGUAGUCCAGAGCAGCCAUAGCAGAUGGCCUGUUGACGUAUGGUGAGAGCUCGCCUUCUCGUGCCAGCAUUUCCUUUGUUACCACAUUUGGAAACUCCCCCACAAGGGCCUGCAGCGCCUUGGCUCCCCCAAAUGGCUCUCCUCCUGCCCUGUACACUCGUGCAGUCCUCGGAGCCCCUAGAGCCUUAAGCAGCCUGCAGUAGAAUGAGAUCAGAUAGUGUCCCAGAUCGCAUUCCAACAAAGAUAUUUCCCAAGAUGCAGAGUCACUAAACCUUGCUACUUCUAAGGCAUUUAGAGGACAAAGUCCAGCAAGUCUUCGCUGAGUGUAGGUCAUGUUCAACCUUCCAGUGAGGAGUCUAGGUCGAGACUCACGAAUCUUCCUAAUAAUAUCAUCAUACUCGGGGCCUAAACCAGUAAGACAUCCAGUUCUCACCCACACAUCCUUCUCGAGACGGAGAUGGAGAGCGAUAUAUGGCCCCUCAAUCCACAUUCUUCUUGCAAACCUAUCGCCAAGCUCCUGAAUUGGAGCUGCAAAUCUUAGUGCAUGGAAAGCUACCUGCAAAAUUAACAAGAACCCAAAAAACCUUCAAGUAUUGGGACUAGUAGGAUUUAUAUGUACAUAAUCUGAAGUCUGAACUUGUUGAUGGUAAUCAAAUUCCAUUCUACCUUACACCGAAGCUUCUGAAGAUCAAGUGGAAGAUUCUUGGAGAGCUUAGAAUCUAUCCCUUUUAGUAUGAGAACACCUUCUUUGUUCAGCUACAUGCAUUAACCAAAAUUUCAGACAGUGCCAUAUAAAAGGGAAAUGGCCUUAAAGAAGAAGCUAGAUACAAAAGAAAAUUGCAGUACAGAGAGCACAAAUCAAAGAAGGAAAGAUGAUAAAGAAGAGUUUGAGUUCAAUUUCUUUUUACUUCUGUGAGGAAUUUAGUACGGAUCCAAAGGGGAGAAACAUUGAGGGGCAUUCGUGUGUUAAUUGUUGGUUUUGAACUCAAAUGCGUGGAGGGAAGAGAUGAUACAACUCGAACAUCAGCUUGUAAGGUCCUCUUGAAAUGAUCCACAUCGAAAAUAUCAGAAAAUUCACUGCGAACAACACCGAAAAAGAUGGUUACCCCAGCCUGAAAAGAACCGGCACAACCAGGGCUGCUUCAAGAAUUCUCGCAAUAACGACUGCAUCAACAAUCUGAUUCUUCUGUUGAUUCAAUCCUCCUGAGACUACCACCACCAAGAACCUGUGCUUCUCCUUUGAUAUCUUUGCAGAUGCUUUCCGGUACAGUAUACUGAAAUCCAAACAAGGCCUGUACCCUUCUCCAUCAGGCUGUGCCCAGAACUCUGCCUCCUCCUUUGUCAUGUUCCUGGAAACCGCAUGAGCUGGUAAGGGCACUGUUGCACUCCUUGACAGCACUACUGGCUCUUGAUUCUUAGUAGAAAGUGAGGCCAAAGAUAGAUGAGAGUUUGGAGGAGGCAACAGAGUGGGGAAAGAGGUUAAUGGACAUGGACAUGGCACUAGGUUCUGAGAAACGAACACCAACCUGAGCAGAGAAAGUCCCAAGAAAGAGACGAGAAUGAGAAGGAAGAUCAUGAAAAGAGAGCUUCUUGGUGGGAAUGAAGAACACGACCUGUCGCUUCUUGGGGUUUUGUUGAGAAGUGAAGUAAGUGGAGAGACACGAAAUAGGGUGAAGAGUGGAGAUGGGAUUACAGUGAUGAAGCUGUUCUUGAUGUUUCUGUGUCUAGCCAUGGAAGAAGCUGGAUUAUUCUUUGUGAAGGGUGAUGGGUGAUGGGUUUUCUUUAUUUACAGUGAUGGAGGACUUCUUGAUGCUCUUCCAGCUGUGAGAUGGAGACAAGAGGCGUAUGAAACGGAGAAAAUGAAGAAUGAGAGAGAUAUAAACGGAGGGAAAUGAGAGAUGGACCAGAUGGUUUAAGCUUGGGGUGAUUAUGGCUCCUAAUAUCUGCUCUUGAUUAAGGGAUGAAAAGUCUAAUAUGCCCUUCAAUUCUUGGAGAAUUAUAGGGAGAAUGGUGAUGCACUGAAGGGUGUGGAGGGUGUUUCGGUCAUAAAACAUGUAGUAAGAGCUGGACGUUUUUACAGUUGGGGAUGUUACUCAUUUAAUGUUUAAGAAAUCAA